This is a messenger RNA of Phaethon lepturus (White-tailed tropicbird), 642 nucleotides long. Its product is annotated as ADP-ribosylation factor-like protein 3. The record is from RefSeq and is a predicted model, not a curated record. Lineage: Eukaryota; Metazoa; Chordata; Aves; Phaethontiformes; Phaethontidae. Gene Ontology annotation, cellular component: cytoplasm; microtubule cytoskeleton. The transcript is spliced from 5 exons. Gene Ontology annotation, molecular function: GTP binding; GTPase activity. Gene Ontology annotation, biological process: cilium assembly. The coding region runs from base 1 to 642 and encodes 213 amino acids.
AUGGCCAACAGUGCGCCCAGAUCCCCCGUCCAAAACAAGGGUGCUCUGCCACGACCUGACACCCCACAGGGCGCCCCGAGCACCCCACGCCCCCAGGGGCUGCUCUCCAUCAUCCAGAGGCUGAAGGGCUCCCUGGAGCAGGAGCUCCGCAUCGUCCUGCUAGGGCUGGACAACGCAGGGAAGACCACGCUGCUGAAACGCCUGGCAUCCGAGGAGGUCAGCACCAUCACACCCACCCAGGGCUUCAACAUAAAGAGCAUCCACUCGCACGGCUUCAAGCUGAAUGUCUGGGAUAUCGGGGGGCAGCGCUCCAUACGCCCAUACUGGAGGAAGUAUCUGGGCAGCACUGACCUGCUGAUUUAUGUCAUUGACAGUGCAGACCAGAAGCGCUUCGAGGAGACCGGGCAGGAACUGGCAGAGCUCACGGAGGAGGAGUCUCUCAUGGGGGUCCCGCUGCUGGUGUUUGCCAACAAGCAGGACCUAGUGACUGCAGCACCAGCAGCUGAAAUUGCAGAAGGGCUGAGCCUCCACACCUACCGGGACCGGGAAUGGCAGAUCCAGGCCUGCUCAGCCUUGUCUGGGGAAGGAGUGCAGGAUGGAAUGAACUGGAUUUUCAGACAGAUCAUGAACAGGAAGAAGUGA